Nannospalax galili (Upper Galilee mountains blind mole rat) is the source of this 12577-nucleotide messenger RNA. RefSeq names its product dynein axonemal heavy chain 1 (gene Dnah1). Lineage: Eukaryota; Metazoa; Chordata; Mammalia; Rodentia; Spalacidae. The transcript is spliced from 76 exons. Gene Ontology annotation, cellular component: dynein complex. Gene Ontology annotation, molecular function: ATP hydrolysis activity; dynein light intermediate chain binding; ATP binding. Gene Ontology annotation, biological process: microtubule-based movement. The coding region runs from base 1 to 12567 and encodes 4188 amino acids. The record is from RefSeq and is a predicted model, not a curated record.
AUGGAGCAGUGGAACAGAGAACCAGGAAGGAGCCAGAACCCUAAGGGCUCAGAAUGCUGCCUAGCGAGGCCUGCUGGAAACCAAGAGUAUAACCCGGAGCAGAGACCCCAGAGAUCAGAUUAUCAGAUGAAGAGAUCUCCUCCAGGUCCUGAAUCCAAAUUCCCAACUGUACCCCAGUCCCAAACUGUGCUUUCAGACUUAGGGCAGCCCCAGCCCAAGUCUUCUCUGACAGGCACUGAUAAGAAGUACCCACUGAUGAGGCAGUGCGGAUUUUACUCUGACAUCCUCAGCCCUGGAACCUUGAACCAACUUGGGAAUGUUUGCAAUGGCCCCUACAUGUCCCAGAACUUGAUUCGUCAAGCCUACCUCGACAAGUUCACACCAAAAGUCAAAUCCUUCAAGGUUCCAGAGAACUUCCAGGAGCAGGUGGAGCAGCAGUGCAUUGGUUCCACCACGAGGCUGCUUACCCAGACUGACUUCCCACUGCAGGCCUAUGAGCCUAAGGUGCAGGUGCCAUUCCACGUGCUGCCCGGACAGCGCCCCCGCAAGACUGAGAUUGAGAGGAGGAAACGGCAGUACCUGAGCCUGGACAUAGAGCAGCUGUUGGCCAGCAAGGGCAUCAACUCCAACAAGCUCAUGCCCAGGCACCCAGACCUGCAUCACCCCCAAACCAUCGAACAAGGCCAUGACCCACUCUUUCCCAUCUAUCUUCCAUUGAAGGUGUUUGAUAAUGAAGAGUUUGACUGCCGGACUUCCACUGAGUGGCUCAACAUGGGCUUGGAGCCAGGGUCUCAGAACAGGAAACCUGUCCCUGGAAAAGCCCUUCUUCCCACUGAUGACUUCUUGGGGCACGAGGACCCCAAGAGUCAGAAGCUAGAUUAUAAAUGGUGCGAAGUUGGCGUCCUUGACUGUGAUGAGGAGAAGAAGCUCUACCUGGUGCAAAAAACUGACAAGAAAGGCCUGGUGCGAGACGAUAUGGGGAUGCCCAUCAUGAAUGGAGGUGUCACAAGUGAAGGAAGGCCACCCAUGCUGAUCUCCCAGUACUGGGUGCCGCGGAUCCAGCUGCUCUUCUGCGCUGAGGACCCUCGUGUGUUCACGGAGCGCGUGGUCCAGGCCAACCACCUGCGCAAGAACACGGAGGCGCUGCUGCUGUACAAUCUGUACGUGGACUGCAUGCCCACCCAGGGCGAGCUCACCAUCAAUGAGCAGAGCCUGAACAAGAUCAAAUACUGGGCGCUGAGCACGCCACGCAUGCGCAAGGGACCGCGGGUCCUGGAGCACUUCAGCAGCCUGGCCAGAGAAGUGAGCCUGGACUAUGAGCGUAGCAUGAACAAAAUCAACUUUGACCAAAUCGUCUCUUCCAAGCCCGACACAUUCUCCUAUGUGACUCUGCCCAAAAAGGAAGAAGAAAGGGUGCCCAGUCAAGGGCUGGUGAGUAUCCCUAAGUACCCCUUCCGGGAGCAAAAGGAAGACUUCACCUUUGUGACCCUGCUUACUCGGCCAGAGGUCAUCACAGCUCUGAGCAAGGUGCGGGCAGAGUGUAACAAGGUGACCUCCAUGUUGCUGUUCCACUCAAGCCUCUCCAAGUACAGCCGCCUAGAGGAAUUUGAGCAGAUCCAGUCUCAGACCAUCUUCCAGGUACAGAUGUUCCUCAAGGACAGCUGGGUCAGCACACUGAAAGUAGCCAUGCGCAGCAGCCUACGAGACAUGAGCAAGGGCUGGUAUAACCUCUAUGAGACCAACUGGGAGGUGUAUCUCAUGUCAAAGCUGCGCAAGCUAAUGGAGCUGAUCAAGUACGUGCUGCAGGACACACUGCGGUUCCUGGUACAGGACUCGCUGAGCAGCUUCUCACAGUUCAUCGGUGACGCCUGUUGCAGUGUACUCGACUGCACUGAUGACAUGGUCUGGGGUGAAGGCUGCAUGAACAGUCCCUACAGACCCCGGAAGAAUCCCCUGUUCAUCGUAGACUUAGUGCUGGACGGCUCGGGAGUACACUACAGUACACCUCUGGAGCAGUUCGAGAUGACUCUAGUCAAUCUCUUCGACAAGGGCAUCCUGGCCACCCACACAGUGCCCCAGCUGGAGAAGCUGGUGAUGGAGGACAUUUUUAUCAGCGGUGACCCCCUGCUGGAGUCAGUGGGGCUUCAUGAGCCACUGGUGGAAGAACUACGAGCUAGCAUCACCAAUGCCAUGCGCAAGGCCAUGAUCCCACUGCAGGCCUAUGCUAAUGAGUACAGAAAGUACUUGGAGCUGAACAACAACGACAUCAGCACCUUCCUCAAGGCCUACCAGAAUCAGUGCCCGUCAGCAGAGGAGGUACGUGAGGUGGUAGUUACCCACCUGAAGGAGAAAGAGAUCCUGGACAACUCCCUGCCCAGCGGCAUCAUUAUUGGGCCAUUCUACAUCAACAUUGACAACAUCAAGCAGAGCCUGUCCAAAAAGCACAAAGACCUGGCCACUUCCAUGCUGGACAUCCUGGCCAAGAACCUACACAAGGAGGUGGACAGUAUCUGUGAAGAGUUCCGCAGCAUCAGCCGAAAGAUCUAUGAGAAGCCCAACAGCAUUGAGGAGCUCGCUGAACUGCGAGACUGGAUGAAGGGCAUCCCCGAGAAGCUGGUGGUGCUAGAGGAGCAGAUCAUGAAGGUCAUGUGCGACUAUGAGGUCAUGGACGAAUUCCUUUACAAUCUCAACUCAGAUGACUUCAAUGAUAAAUGGGCUGCCAGCAACUGGCCCUCUAAGAUCCUUGGGCAGAUAGAGAAUGUGCAGCAGCAGCAUACUGAGGAUGAGGAGAAGUUCCACAAAAUCCAGCUCAUGGACCAAAACAACUUCCAAGAGAAGCUGGAAGGGCUGCAGCUGGUAGUAGCUGGCUUCUCUACCCACGUGGAGAUUUCACGAGCACACGAGAUUGCCAACGAGGUCCGGCGGGUCAAGAAGCAGCUGAAGGAUUGCCAGCAGCUGGCGGCACUCUACAACAACCGCGAGCGAAUCUUUGGCUUGCCUGUCACCAAUUACGACAAGCUCUCAAGAAUGGUGAAGGAAUUCCAGCCCUACCUGGACCUCUGGACCACAGCCUCAGACUGGCUGCGCUGGUCUGAGAGCUGGAUGAACGACCCCCUGUCAGCCAUUGAUGCUGAGCAACUGGAGAAGAAUGUGGUCGAGUCCUUCAAGACAAUGCACAAGUGCGUGAAGCAGUUCAAGGACAUCCCAGCCUGCCAGGAUGUGGCCCUGGACAUCCGAGCCCGCAUCGAGGAGUUCAAGCCAUACAUACCACUGAUCCAAGGGCUUCGUAACCCUGGCAUGCGGAACCGGCACUGGGAGGUACUGUCCAAUGAGAUCAACAUCAACAUCAGGCCCAAGGCCAAUCUGACUUUUGCCCGCUGCCUCAAGAUGAACCUUCAGGAUCAUAUUGAAAGCAUCAGCAAGGUGGCAGAGGUGGCUGGCAAGGAGUAUACAAUUGAGCAGGAGGUGCUGGAGGAGUGGCUGAACUGUCAGAGGGCCUGGCUCUACCUGGAGCCCAUCUUCAGUUCCGAGGACAUCACCCGGCAGCUGCCUGUGGAGAGCAAGCGCUACCAGACCAUGGAGCGAAUCUGGAAGAAGAUCAUGAAGAAUGCCAACGAAAACCGGGAGGUGAUCAAUGUGUGUUUUGACCAAAGGCUGCUGGACAGCCUGCGGGACUGCAACAAGCUGCUGGACCUUGUGCAGAAGGGCCUCAGCGAGUACCUGGAGACCAAGCGCUGCACCUUCCCCAGAUUCUACUUUCUGUCAGAUGAUGAACUACUGGAGAUUUUGUCACAGACAAAGGACCCCACAGCCGUGCAGCCCCACCUGCGCAAAUGCUUCGAGAACAUUGCCCGGCUGCUAUUCCAGGAGGACCUGGAGAUCACACACAUGUACUCAGCAGAGGGCGAGGAGGUGGAGCUGUCCUUCCCCAUCUAUCCCACCAGCAAUGUGGAAGACUGGCUGCUGGAGGUAGAGCGCAGCAUGAAGGCCAGUGUGCGAGACAUCAUUGAGAAGGCCAUCAAGGUGUACCCCACAAUACCUAGGACCCAGUGGGUCCUGAACUGGCCUGGCCAGGUGACCAUCGCUGGCUGCCAGACAUACUGGACAAUGGAAGUGGCCAAGGCGCUUGAGGAUGGCAACAUCGGUAGCAAGUUGUUCCCCCAGCUCUCCUAUCAGCUCAGUGACCUGGUGGCCCUGGUCCGGGGGAAGCUGUCCCGCACACAGCGGGCAGUGCUGUCUGCACUCAUUGUCAUUGAGGUCCAUGCCAAGGAUGUGGUGAGCAGGCUGAUCGAAGAGAAUGUGGUCAGUGUGAAUGACUUCGAGUGGAUCUCACAGCUCAGGUACUACUGGACAAAUAACGACCUGUAUAUCCGUGCAGUGAAUGCAGAGUUCAUCUAUGGCUAUGAGUACCUAGGCAACAGUGGGAGGCUGGUGAUCACGCCCCUCACCGACAGAUGCUAUCUGACUCUGACUGGAGCCCUGCACCUCAAGUUUGGAGGUGCACCAUCUGGCCCAGCUGGCACAGGGAAAACAGAGACCACCAAGGAUCUGGGCAAGGCCUUGGCCAUACAGACGGUUGUAUUCAACUGCUCUGACCAGCUGGACUUCAUGGCCAUGGGCAAGUUUUUCAAGGGCCUGGCCAGUGCUGGGGCCUGGGCCUGCUUCGACGAGUUCAAUCGUAUUGACAUUGAGGUGCUGUCUGUGGUGGCACAGCAAAUCACCACCAUCCAGAAGGCUCAGCAACAGCGGGUGGAGCGCUUCAUGUUUGAGGGUGUUGAGAUCCCCCUUGUACCAUCUUGUGCUGUGUUUAUCACCAUGAACCCAGGAUAUGCUGGCCGUACAGAGCUGCCUGACAACCUAAAGGCCCUCUUCCGGCCCGUGGCCAUGAUGGUCCCCGAUUAUGCCAUGAUUGCUGAGAUUUCCCUCUACUCCUUUGGCUUCAAUGAGGCCAAUAUGCUGGCUAAGAAGAUCACCACCACCUUCAAGCUGUCUUCUGAGCAGCUCAGCUCCCAGGAUCACUAUGACUUUGGGAUGAGAGCUGUGAAGACUGUGAUCUCGGCUGCUGGGAACCUCAAGCGAGAAAACCCCAACAUGAAUGAGGAGCUCAUCUGCCUUCGGGCCAUCCGAGAUGUGAACGUGCCCAAGUUCUUGCAAGAGGACCUCAAGCUCUUUUCAGGGAUUGUGUCUGACCUGUUUCCUACCAUCAAGGAGGAGGAGACUGACUAUGGCAUCCUUGACCAGGCCAUCCGCAAGGCCUGUGAGAAGAAGAACCUCAAGGAUGUGGAGGGCUUCCUGAUCAAGUGCAUCCAGCUCUAUGAGACCACAGUGGUGCGGCAUGGCCUCAUGCUUGUUGGGCCCGCGGGCUCUGGCAAGAGUAAGUGUUACAGAGUCCUGGCAUCUGCCAUGACAGCACUGAAAGGUCAGCCAUCCAUCAGUGGUGGUGUGUACGAAGCUGUCAACUACUACGUACUCAACCCCAAGUCUAUCACAAUGGGCCAGCUAUAUGGGGAGUUUGACCUGCUCACCCGUGAAUGGACCGAUGGGAUUUUCCCCUCCCUCAUCCGGGCAGGGGCCAUUGCUAAUGACACCAAUAAGAAAUGGUAUAUGUUUGAUGGACCAGUGGAUGCUGUCUGGAUAGAGAACAUGAACACAGUACUGGAUGACAACAAGAAGCUGUGCCUCAGCUCUGGGGAAAUCAUCAAACUCACAGAGGCAAUGACCAUGAUGUUUGAGGUACAGGAUCUGGCAGUGGCCUCACCAGCCACAGUAUCCCGCUGUGGCAUGGUAUACCUGGAGCCCAGCAUCCUAGGGCUUAUGCCCUUUGUUGAAUGCUGGCUAAAGAAGCUCCCUUCCAUAAUGAAGCCCUACAAGGAGCAGCUCAAGACUCUCUUUGACAAGUUACUGGAGAGCUCCAUCACCUUCGUUCGCUCAACAGUAAAGGAAGUGAUUGCCUCAACCAAUAGCAACCUGACUAUGAGCCUUCUCAAACUGCUCGACUGCUUCUUCAAGCCUUUCCUGCCAAAAGAGGGCCACAAGAAGAUCCCCCCGGAAAAGCUGAGUCGCAUCUCAGAGCUGAUCGAGCCCUGGUUCAUCUUCUCCCUGGUCUGGAGUGUAGGCGCCACUGGGGAUGACACUAGCCGCCUCAACUUCAGCUACUGGCUAAGGAUGAAGAUGAUGAUGGAAAGGCUGACUCAUCAGUUCCCUGAAGAGGGAAUGGUGUUCGAUUACAGGCUGGAUGACGCUGGGAUCAGCAGCACUGAGGAUGAUGAGGAUGAAGAGGACGAAAACAAGCAGGUUACUUGGGUGAAGUGGAUGGAUGCCUCGGUUCCCUUCACCAUGAUGCCAGACACCAACUACUGCAAUAUCAUCGUGCCUACCACGGACACCAUGCAGAUGUCCUACCUGCUGGGCAUGCUGAUCACCAACAACAAGCCUGUGCUGUGUAUUGGGCCGACAGGCACAGGGAAGACGCUUACUGUCUCCAAUAAACUCCUCAAGAACUUGCCGCUGGAGUACAUCAGCCACUUCCUCACCUUCUCAGCCCGCACCUCGGCCAACCAGACCCAGGACCUUAUUGACAGCAAGCUGGACAAGAGGCGGAAGGGUGUGUUCGGGCCACCCCUGGGGCACAACUUCAUCUUCUUCAUUGAUGACCUGAACAUGCCAGCUCUGGAGACAUAUGGCGCUCAGCCGCCCAUUGAGUUGUUGCGCCAGUGGAUGGACCAUGGUGGCUGGUAUGACCGAAAGAUCAUCGGAGCCUUCAAGAACCUGGUGGACAUCAACUUUGUCUGUGCCAUGGGCCCCCCAGGGGGAGGCAGGAAUGCUCUCACUCCAAGGCUGACUCGCCACUUCAACUACCUGUCCUUCACUGAGAUGGAUGAGGUCAGCAAGAAACACAUCUUCUCCACCAUUUUGAGAUGCUGGAUGGAUGGACUUCUUGGAGAGAAAAGUUACCGAGAGCCUGUGCCCGGGGCCCCCAACAUCACCCACUUGACGGUGCCCCUCGUGGAAGCCACCAUAAGGGUGUAUGCUACCAUCACCUCCCAGCUGCUGCCCACUCCAGCCAAGUCCCACUAUACCUUCAAUCUGAGGGAUCUCUCCAAGGUCUUCCAGGGCAUGCUCAUGGCUGACCCAGCCAAGGUCAAGGACAAGGUGCAGCUGCUAAGACUGUGGUACCAUGAGAACUGCCGCGUGUUCCGUGACCGACUGGUGAAUGAAGAUGACCGCAGCUGGUUUGACGAGCUCCUCGAGAGCCACAUGGAGCAAUGGGAGGUAGCCUUCAACAAAGUCUGCCCCUUCCAGCCCAUUCUUUAUGGGGACUUCAUGUCACCAGGCUCAGGUGCGAAGUCCUAUGAGCUCAUCACCAGUGAGAAUAAGAUGAUGCAGGUGAUCAAGGAAUACAUGGAGGAUUACAAUCAGAUCAACACAGCCAAGCUGAAGCUGGUGCUCUUUGUGGAUGCCAUGAGCCACAUCUGCCGUAUCAGCCGCACUCUGCGCCAGGCACUGGGCAAUGCACUCCUGCUGGGUGUAGGUGGCAGUGGCCGCAGUUCCCUCACCCGGCUUGCUUCCCACAUGUCUGAAUACGAGUGCUUCCAGAUAGAGCUGUCCAAGAACUAUGGCAUGUCCGAGUGGCGUGAAGAUGUCAAGAAGGUUCUCCUCAAGGCCGGCUUACAGAACCUGCCCAUCACCUUCCUGUUCUCAGACUCCCAGAUCAAGAAUGAGUCCUUCCUGGAGGACAUUAACAAUGUCCUGAACUCGGGUGAUAUCCCCAACCUCUACAGUGCAGAUGAACAGGACCAGAUUAUCAAUUCUAUGCGGCCCCACAUCCAGGAGCAGGGCCUGCAGCCCACCAAGGCCAACCUCAUGGCUGUGUACACUGGGCGCGUGCGCAACAACAUCCACAUGGUGCUGUGCAUGAGCCCAAUUGGAGAGGUCUUUCGAGCUCGCCUGAGGCAGUUCCCUUCCCUCGUCAACUGCUGUACAAUUGACUGGUUUAAUGAGUGGCCACCAAAGGCCCUGCAGUCUGUGGCCACCAUGUUCCUGAACGAGAUCCCAGAACUGGAAUCAUCCCAUGAAAUAAUUGAAGGACUGAUUCAGGUUUGCGUAUAUAUCCACCAGUCAGUGGCCAAGAAGUGUGUUGAGUACCUGGCAGAGCUGUCCCGCCACAACUACGUGACCCCCAAGAGCUAUUUGGAGCUGCUCAAUAUUUUCUCCAUCCUCAUUGGGCAGAAGAAAAUGGAGCUAAAAACUGCCAAAAACCGCAUGAAGAGUGGCCUUGACAAGCUUCUGCGUACCUCUGAGGAUGUGGCCAAGAUGCAGGAGGAACUGGAGAUUAUGCGCCCCCUGCUGGAGGAGGCCGCCAAGGACACCAUGCUCACAAUGGAGCAGAUCAAGGUGGACACAGCCAUAGCUGAGGAGACCCGGAAAUCAGUGCAGGCAGAGGAAAUUAAGGCCAAUGAAAAGGCCAGUAAGGCACAAGCUAUUGCUGACGAUGCUCAGAAGGAUCUGGAUGAGGCACUGCCAGCCCUGGAUGCAGCCCUGGCCAGCCUUCGCAACCUCAACAAAAAUGAUGUGACAGAGGUGCGUGCCAUGCAGCGCCCACCCCCAGGCGUGAAGCUCGUCAUAGAAGCUGUGUGCAUCAUGAAAGGCAUCAAACCCAAGAAGGUACCUGGAGAGAAGCCGGGCUCCAAAGUGGAUGAUUACUGGGAGUCAGGCAAGGGGCUCCUGCAGGACCCAGGUCGCUUUCUUGAAAGCCUCUUCAAGUUUGACAAGGGCAACAUUGGGGAGGCAGUGAUCAAAGCCAUCCAGCCAUACAUCGACAACGAGGAGUUCCAGCCAGCCACCAUUGCCAAGGUGUCCAAGGCCUGCACAUCUAUCUGCCAGUGGGUGCGCGCCAUGCAUAAGUACCACUUUGUAGACAAGGCUCUGGAGCUCAAACGGCAAGCCCUAAGGGAAGCCCAGGAUGACUUGGAAGUGACACAAAGGAUCCUGGAGGAGGCAAAGAUGCACCUGCGUGAAGUGGAAGAUGGCAUCGCCACCAUGCAGGCCAAGUAUCGAGAGUGUGUGGCCAAGAAGGAGGAGCUGGAACUUAAGUGUGAACAAUGUGAGCAGCGCUUAGGCAGAGCUGACAAGCUCAUCAACGGGCUAUCAGAUGAGAAGGUGCGCUGGCAGGAGACGCUGGAGAACCUGGAGAACAUGCUUGAUAACAUCUCCGGUGAUAUGCUGGUGGCUGCUGGCUUUGUGGCCUACCUGGGCCCCUUCACGGGUCAGUAUCGCACAACGCUCUAUAACCAGUGGGUCAAGGAGCUCACAGUUCAUGAAGUCCCACACACCUCCAAGCCCACACUGGUUGCGACACUGGGAAACCCUGUGAAGAUUCGCUCGUGGCAGAUUGCUGGCCUCCCCAAUGACACUUUGUCAGUGGAGAAUGGAGUCAUCAACCAGUACUCCCAGCGCUGGACCCAUUUCAUUGAUCCUCAGGGUCAGGCCAACAAAUGGAUCAAGAAUAUGGAGAAGGAUAAUGGACUGGAUGUGUUCAAACUGAGUGACCGAGACUUCCUGCGCAGCAUGGAGAAUGCCAUCCGCUUUGGCAAGCCAUGCCUUCUGGAAAAUGUGGGCGAGGAGCUGGACCCAGCCCUGGAACCUGUGCUCCUCAAGCAGACAUACAAACAGCAGGGUAACAUGGUGCUGAAGUUGGGGGAUACAGUGAUCCCCUACCAUGAGGACUUCAAGAUGUAUAUCACCACCAAGCUGCCCAAUCCUCACUAUACACCAGAGCUCUCCACCAAACUCACCCUCAUCAACUUUACCCUGUCACCCAGUGGCCUAGAAGACCAGCUAUUGGGCCAGGUAGUGGCUGAGGAACGACCUGACCUGGAAGAGGCCAAGAACCAGCUGAUUAUCAGUAAUGCCAAGAUGCAUCAGGAGCUUAAAGACAUUGAGGACCAGAUUCUGUACCACAUCAGCUCCUCUGAAGGCAACCCUGUGGAUGAUAUGGAGCUCAUCAAGAUUCUAGAGGCUUCCAAGAUUAAGGCUGCUGAGAUCCAGACCAAGGUCAGGAUUGCAGAGCAGACGGAGAAGAACAUUGACCUCACACGUAUGGAGUACAUACCUGUGGCUGUCCGCGCCCAGAUCCUCUUCUUCUGUGUGUCUGACCUGGUCAAUGUGGACCCCAUGUACCAGUACUCCCUUGAGUGGUUCCUCAACAUCUUCCUCUCAGGCAUUGCCAACUCAGAGAGGGCAGAUAACCUGAAGAAGCGCAUCACUAACAUCAACUGCUACCUGACCUACAGCCUUUAUAGCAACGUCUGCCGCAGCCUCUUUGAGAAGCAUAAGCUGAUGUUUGCCUUCCUGCUGUGUGUCCGCAUCAUGAUGAAUGAGGGCAAAAUCAACCAGGGUGAGUGGCGGCAUCUCCUUUCUGGAGGCUCCAUCCAGACCAUGACUGAGAACCCUGCACCAGACUGGCUAUCAGACCGGGCCUGGCGAGACAUCCUGGCACUUUCAAACCUGCCAGCCUUUUCCUCCUUCUCUUCAGACUUUGUGACGCACCUCUCACAAUUCCGGGCCAUCUUCGACAGCACUGAACCCCACCGGGAGCUCUUGCCUGGCAUCUGGGACAAAUACCUGGACCAGUUCCAGAAGCUGCUUGUCCUCCGUUGCCUCCGUGGAGACAAGGUUACUAAUGCCAUGCAGGACUUUGUGGCCAACCACCUGGAGCCCCGUUUCAUUGAGCCCCAGACAGUCAAUCUGUCCGCGGUAUUCAAAGAGUCUAACUCCACCACACCCCUCAUCUUUGUGCUGUCACCUGGCACUGACCCAGCUGCUGAUCUCUACAAAUUUGCAGAAGAAAUGAAGUUCUCCAAGAAGCUCUCUGCCAUCUCUCUAGGCCAGGGGCAGGGCCCUCGGGCAGAAGCCAUGAUGCGUAGCUCCAUAGAGAGGGGCAAGUGGGUCUUCUUUCAGAACUGCCACCUGGCACCAAGCUGGAUGCCAGCCCUGGAGCGGCUCAUUGAGCACAUCAAUCCUGACAAGGUGCACCGGGACUUCCGCCUGUGGCUCACCAGCCUGCCCAGCAACAAAUUUCCAGUGUCCAUCCUGCAAAAUGGCUCCAAGAUGACCAUUGAACCACCACGUGGUAUAAAGGCCAACCUGCUGAAGUCCUAUAACAGCCUCAGCGAUGACAUCCUCCACUCCUGUCUUAAAGUAGUGGAGUUCAAGUCCCUGCUGCUGUCCCUGUGCCUGUUCCAUGGGAAUGCACUUGAACGUCGUAAGUUUGGACCCCUGGGCUUCAACAUCCCCUAUGAGUUCACAGAUGGAGACCUACGUAUCUGCAUCAGCCAGCUCAAGAUGUUCCUAGAUGAAUAUGAUGACAUCCCUUACAAGGUCCUCAAGUACACAGCUGGAGAGAUCAACUACGGUGGUCAUGUCACUGAUGACUGGGACCGGCGUUGUGUCACGAACAUCCUAGAGGACUUCUACAACCCUAGUGUGCUCAAUCCUGAGCACAGCUACAGCACCUCAGGGAUCUACCACCAGAUCCCAUCCACCUAUGACCUCAAUGGCUACCUUUCCUACAUCAAGGGCCUUCCACUCAAUGACAUGCCUGAGAUCUUCGGUCUGCAUGACAAUGCCAACAUCACCUUUGCCCAGAAUGAGACUUUCGCCCUGUUCAAUGCCAUUCUUCAGCUGCAGCCCAAAUCAUCCUCUGUGGGCGGCCAGAGCCGGGAGGCGAUAGUAGAGGACGUGGCUGAGAACAUUCUGUUGCAGUUGCCUGAGCCUGUUGACUUCCAAGAAGUGAUCACCAAGUACCCUAUGCUCUAUGAGGAAUCAAUGAACACAGUGCUGGCACAAGAGGUUAUUAGGUAUAACCAGCUUCUAGGGGUGAUCACACAGACACUUCGUGACAUGCUCAAGGCACUUAAGGGGCUGGUGGUGAUGUCCUUGGAGCUGGAGCUGAUGUCUACCAGCCUCUACAACAAUACUGUGCCUGAGCUCUGGAAUAACAAGGCCUACCCAUCACUCAAGCCACUGGCUUCAUGGAUCAUGGACCUGCUGGAGCGCCUGAAAUUCUUGCAGUCCUGGAUUGAAAAUGGCAUCCCAACUGUCUUCUGGAUCAGUGGCUUCUUCUUCCCUCAGGCUUUCCUAACAGGCACCCUGCAGAACUUUGCCCGAAAGUUCCUCAUCUCUAUCGACACCAUCUCCUUUGAUUUCAAGGUGCUGUCCAAGUCACAAUCAGAAAUCAAGGAAAGGCCCCCAAUAGGGUGCUAUAUCUAUGGACUGUUCUUAGAAGGUGCCCGCUGGGACCCAAUAAUCUUCCAGCUGACUGAGUCUCGGCCCAAAGAGCUGUAUACAGAGAUGGCUGUUAUCUGGCUCCUCCCGAUGGCCAACCGCAAGCCUGAGCACCAGGACUUCUACCUGUGCCCUAUCUAUAAGACUCUGACCCGUGCUGGAACAUUAUCAACUACAGGCCAUUCUACAAAUUACAUCAUUGCUGUGGAGAUCCCCACUUACCAGCCUCAGCGACACUGGAUAAAGCGUGGUGUAGCCCUCAUCUGUGCUCUGGACUACUAGACUCAAGACA